Messenger RNA from Camelus dromedarius (Arabian camel), 2211 nucleotides. It is a transcript of the gene AP1M1, whose product is annotated as adaptor related protein complex 1 subunit mu 1. The coding region runs from base 122 to 1393 and encodes 423 amino acids. The transcript has 12 exons. Lineage: Eukaryota; Metazoa; Chordata; Mammalia; Artiodactyla; Camelidae. Gene Ontology annotation, molecular function: clathrin-cargo adaptor activity. Gene Ontology annotation, cellular component: clathrin adaptor complex; clathrin-coated vesicle. Gene Ontology annotation, biological process: intracellular protein transport; vesicle-mediated transport. The record is from RefSeq and is a predicted model, not a curated record.
CGGCUCCCCGGACCGGAAGUGGAGGCGAACUGUCGCGGGGCGCGCCCGGCCUCGCUCAACGCCUGGCAGUUCCCGCUGUCGCCGCCGCUCUCGGCCACUGCGGAGGCUUUCCGCAGCCGCCAUGUCCGCCAGUGCCGUCUACGUACUGGACCUGAAGGGCAAGGUGCUCAUCUGCCGGAAUUACCGCGGCGAUGUGGACAUGUCGGAGGUGGAGCACUUCAUGCCCAUUCUGAUGGAGAAGGAGGAGGAGGGGAUGCUGUCGCCCAUCCUGGCCCACGGGGGCGUCCGCUUCAUGUGGAUCAAGCACAACAACCUGUAUCUGGUCGCCACCUCCAAGAAGAACGCGUGCGUGUCGCUGGUCUUCUCCUUCCUCUACAAGGUGGUGCAGGUGUUUUCAGAGUACUUCAAGGAGCUGGAGGAGGAGAGCAUCCGAGACAACUUCGUCAUCAUCUACGAGCUGCUGGAUGAGCUCAUGGACUUCGGCUACCCCCAGACCACCGACAGCAAGAUCCUGCAGGAGUACAUCACUCAGGAAGGCCACAAGCUGGAGACAGGGGCCCCCCGGCCCCCAGCCACCGUCACCAACGCAGUGUCCUGGCGCUCCGAGGGCAUCAAGUACCGGAAGAACGAGGUGUUCUUGGACGUCAUCGAGUCCGUCAACCUCCUGGUCAGUGCCAACGGGAACGUCCUGCGCAGCGAGAUCGUGGGCUCCAUCAAGAUGCGGGUCUUCCUGUCGGGCAUGCCCGAGCUGCGCCUGGGCCUCAACGACAAGGUCCUCUUCGACAACACAGGCCGUGGCAAAAGCAAGUCCGUGGAGCUGGAGGACGUGAAGUUCCACCAGUGUGUGCGGCUCUCGCGCUUUGAGAAUGACCGCACCAUCUCCUUCAUCCCGCCCGACGGCGAGUUCGAGCUCAUGUCCUACCGCCUCAACACCCACGUCAAGCCCUUGAUCUGGAUCGAGUCCGUGAUUGAAAAGCAUUCCCACAGCCGCAUCGAGUACAUGAUCAAGGCCAAGAGUCAGUUCAAACGGCGGUCGACGGCCAACAAUGUGGAGAUCCACAUCCCCGUGCCCAACGAUGCCGACUCGCCCAAGUUCAAGACGACAGUGGGGAGCGUCAAGUGGGUCCCUGAGAACAGUGAGAUCGUGUGGUCCAUCAAGUCCUUCCCGGGCGGCAAAGAGUACCUGAUGCGGGCCCACUUCGGCCUGCCCAGCGUGGAGGCGGAGGACAAGGAGGGCAAGCCCCCCAUCAGCGUCAAGUUCGAGAUCCCCUACUUCACUACCUCUGGCAUCCAGGUGCGCUACCUGAAGAUCAUUGAGAAGAGCGGCUACCAGGCCCUGCCGUGGGUCCGCUACAUCACUCAGAACGGAGAUUACCAGCUCCGGACCCAGUGAGGGGCCGCAGUGGCUGACGCUCCUGGCCCUGGGGCUCCUGGCAGAAGCACCAGGAGGAAGCGCCUGCCAAGCCUGCCGGAAGGAGGGGCUCCCCUGGACACCAGCCAUGCUCCCGGUCCGCCCGGGGCCCCUCCUCCUCCUCCAGGUGCACCUGCUCCGCCGUCGCCACUCUCAUCUCCACGUCCCCUUUCCCAGAAGAGGCUCAUCUUUGAGAAGCCUCGUCUCUCUGCCCCCGCAGUUUGGGGGGAAGGGAAUGCCAUCUUUCUCUCCAGAGGUCAAAUACAGCCUUCUGUGCUGUUUCGCUCCCAGUCACAAAAAGACUGGGACACGCUCGGCCUCCAGCCGGGCUAGCAGGGCCGCCGUUCUGUUGAACGUUGUGGGUUUCCGAGUGUUCUGGACUUUGUCUCGGUCCCUCGCCGUUUACGUGACCCUCACUUUCCAAGCCUCCCGCCCCUCACCCUGAAGCGCACAGGCAGCACUUAGCGAGGACCAGACGUCCCCUUCCUCGCCCUCCUCCCCGGCGAGCCUGAUGCGGGGUCGCCCUCCACGUCUGGCCGGAACCCCGCACUUUCAUUGGAGGCUGCAGCUUCUGGCUGCUCCUUGGCAGCUCCUGGCCUGGACCCACAGGCUCCAACAGCGGCACCUCGCCAGGGCCAGCCCGUGCCACAUGAUGCUGUCACUUGGCCACAUCAGUGUUCGUCCCAUCAGGGGAGAUGGGGUCCAGCAAAGGUCACCCACAUCCAUGCUUGGAUGCCACUCUUCUCAACCCUGUCUGUGUUUGUGUCACAACUACAUUAAAUUCCAUCAGUUAAACCUGC